This is a messenger RNA of Pyrus x bretschneideri (Chinese white pear), 1685 nucleotides long. RefSeq names its product UDP-glycosyltransferase 73B4. Lineage: Eukaryota; Viridiplantae; Streptophyta; Magnoliopsida; Rosales; Rosaceae. Gene Ontology annotation, molecular function: UDP-glycosyltransferase activity. The record is from RefSeq and is a predicted model, not a curated record. Bases 116 to 1546 code for a protein of 476 amino acids. The transcript is spliced from 2 exons.
GCCAUCCCUAUACGAUAUGCAUAACACACCUUACGACAGUUACUAGAUCUAUAAAUGUAUCUACGCUACAUAUACAAGAACCUCUGGUAAGAGAAAAUUAACUAGAGAUCAAACCAUGGCAUCAGCACCAUCAACUCCCUAUGUAGUAAUCUUCCCUUUCAUGGCUUACGGCCACACUCUUCCAUUACUGGACCUCUCGAAAGCUCUCUCCCACCGGAAAAUCAAGGUGUCCAUCAUCACAACUCCAUCAAAUGCAAAAUCAGUUGCCCAACACCUAGCAAACUACCAAGAUAUAGACUUGAUUGAAAUCCCAUUUCCCACCAUCGAUGGCCUUCCUCAAGGUUGUGAAAACACCUCCCAACUUCCAUCCAUGGCUUUCUAUGUCCCUUUCCUCAUGGCCACCAAAAAACUCCAAACCCCUUUCGAACAAGUCCUACAAGGAAUGAGGGAAUCCAAAUCCCUUCCCAUUUGUGUCAUCUCUGACUUCUUUUUGGGUUGGACUCUCUCUUCAUGCAGAUCCUUUGGGGUCCCUAGGUUGGUUUUUCAUGGCAUGGGGGUCUUAUCAAUGGCUAUAUCCAAAGCUGUGUGCGUGCACAUGCCACACACGAAGGGGAAGUCGGUUUUCGACCCCAUAGAGUUGCCAGGUCUCAAGCUUCCCUUUGAUCUAAGUGUCUCGGAAUUACCUGCUCAACUCAUUCAAGCAACUGAUGAGAAGGACCCUUUUUCUCAAUUCAUAGACGCUGUGGGAGAAGCUGACAUCAAUAGUUGGGGGGUUAUUGUGAACAGCUUUGAGGAGAUAGAGAGCGGAACUGUUUCUUCAUUUGAAGCUUUCUAUGAAAAUGGAGCUAGAGCUUGGUGUUUGGGACCUUUGCUGUUGUAUGACAAAGUUGAAGGUGUUGAGAAACACAUCAGCCACAACCAACCCAGCAAGUUAAUGCAAUGGCUCAAUGACCAAGUGACUCUAGGCUCUGUGCUAUAUGUCUCGUUCGGCACGCAAGCAGACUUGUCAGAUGCUCAACUUGAUGAAGUCGGCUUGGGCUUGGAGGAGGCUGGGGUUCCAUUUUUAUUGGUGGUUCGAUCAACCACGUGGUCUCCAACAAAUGGACUUGAAGAGAGGAUGAAAGGUAAGGGAUUGAUAGUAAGGGAAUGGGUUGACCAGCGCCAAAUACUAUCACACCGAGCAGUCGGAGGGUUUUUUAGUCACUGUGGUUGGAACUCAGUGCUUGAAAGUAUAUCAGCCGGAGUGCCAAUCUUGGCUUGGCCUAUGAUAGCUGAGCAGUCUUUGAAUGCCAAGCUUAUUGCCGAAGGACUUGGGGCUGGACUUGGCAUUAGAAAGAGCCAUGAUUUGGGGUCAGGAAUUGAGGUUUCGAGGCAGGCAGUUUGUGAAGGAGUGAGAGAAUUGAUGGAAGGACAGAAGGGAAGGGAUGCAAGGGAGAGAGCACAAGCUUUGGGAAGAGUAGCUUGGCGUGUGGUUCAAGAAGGUGGUUCGUCCAAUCAAGCCCUACAAAAUCUUAUUGACCAACUAUGUGCAUGUUAUGCUCAAUAGAUUAGAUUAGUUCGUCUUAUCCAAAUCUCAAUUCCGAGAAAUAAAAAACCUCAUUGGAGGAUAUGGAAGUGUACACAUGUGUGCAACAUACUAAAAUGAUUCUCGAUUCUCUUAUGUUAUUCGAUUGGAAAUUUGAAUU